Molecule: messenger RNA, 444 nt
Organism: Sclerotinia sclerotiorum 1980 UF-70
Lineage: Eukaryota; Fungi; Ascomycota; Leotiomycetes; Helotiales; Sclerotiniaceae
Exons: 3
Coding region: 1-444 (147 amino acids)
Source: RefSeq, a predicted model, not a curated record
AUGGAAUUCCACACAAUAGAUUCGGAAAAAGUAUUGGCUCCAACAUUUACAGUCACAGGGAACAUUAGUAUGGUUGCACUGAUGGCAUCAUCUUUAGAAAAACUGGCUAACGUCGCUGCGUCUGAUGAGGCUGGGUCUGGUAAAACUCUCUUACGAAGAGUUAUUUCAGAUCGUGGUGUUUGGUUUGUUGAACCCGUCCCAAUCAAAUUACCAGGCUUUUCUGUGACCGUGCUACACGGCCACAUGGGCCAGAGAUUCAAUUGGAAAUGGCAGAGAUUUUUCCAACGGCAUCAUUUCGACUUGCCCGUAGAUUAUGGAAGGUUCUGUGGAGGUGAGAUUCCUCUGAUAGAUACGCGGGUGAAUAGUCCAAUGCUCACUGAAUUCUGCUUCGGUAUAAGAGAAAGAGCCGACAUUGAAGGAUCAGAACGGUUAGGGACUCUGUAG